AAUAGAUGGCGAUUUGGUCAUUCGACUGCAGGAAAGGAUUUUAAUGUGUUCAUCUCAAAUGAGUUCAAACUAAAUAGAGAGUAGGCCUAAUGUAGUAGACCUAGUACAAUGUAUAACCCAUAAACCCACACAUUUGCUUAACACACACGAAUGUGACUUAACCACACAUUGCUUAACACACAUGAAUGUGAGUUAAGAGGCACGUGAAUUACCCCAUCUAAUGCGAUUUAUAUAAAUCUCUGACGAACCCGAAUUGCAUAACUUGCCCCAAAAGCUCCUAGUUCAUUAUUUCCCUGUAAAUAUGCUGUGUCUGCCCGAGGCCAACCAUCAUUUCAACAAUCCACAGGCCAAAACAGUGGCCAGACGUGGUCGGUGCUAGUGAUUCUCCAGGGACCCUUUGGCUGUUUCCUCUGCAGUUGAAGAGAUGGAGAGAUUAGUUUUCUUGUUUUCUCUGACUGCCCUUGUUGUCCUUCACUGCAUGAACACCACUCCAGAGUUCCAAGAGCCUGUUGUGAUACUGCAGAUUGGUAUUGCAGUGUUGGUGGUGGUGUGGUUCUUCUACUUCCUUAUCACCCGACGCAGCCCUCCCAAAGACACCCUUUUCUAUGUGUUUGCUGAGUUUUCCUUCACUUGUGUCAUUGACCUUGUGAGUGCUAUGGAACAUGAUGGUUUUAUUUCCGGGUUUAUGGAAUUCUACCAGAAAACGGGAGAGCCCUAUCUGGGUACAGCCUAUGCCAUCAUGAUGUGCUACUGGGAUGGAAUAGUGCAUUUCAUCAUGUACCUCAUGAUGAUACAGCGCUUAUGGAACAGCAAGUCUUACCGCACCCUGGGUCUCUUCUGGGCUGGAUCGUUGUUUGCCAACAUGAGUGUCUUUGUGACAGGAAUUGUUGUAGGUAAAUUUGGAUCAGAUAUCCGUCCCGCCUUCUGGCUCAACAUGCCCUUCCUAAUGCUUCCAAUAUGGGGUGCAAUCAAGCUGUUCAACCAGCCCAAGAAUGGGCCAACCCUCGGUGGAUACAGGGCCCACUAUGAUCAGAGUUUUAAUCUCAUCUGGCGCCCUACAGACCUUCUCCUGGUGCUGCUGCUACUGGGGGCCAUGGCCUUCACUCUCUUCAGGGGCUUGGUAGCUCUUGACUCCCCUCUAGAGGCCUGUACCAUCUACCUCCGCCAGUACGAGCCCUAUCUGAAGGACCCGGUGGGCUACCCCAAGGUUAUGAUGUUGCACUUCCUGUUCUACAUGCUGCCUAUGCUGGGUGCCUUCAUCUACGGACUCGUAGUGCCUGGCUGCACCUGGAUGCCCGACUGGACUGUAUUUGUUGCUGGAGGCGUCGCCCAGUGUCAGUGGGCCCACAUUGGGGCAUCCCUCCACCCACGUACAGUGGCCCCAUUCCGGAUCCCAGACGAGGCUUUCCUGGCUGUCCUGGCAGCCAACCUGCUGUACGCUGUGAUCCCCUCACUCAUCGCCAUGCGCUGCACCAGUAACACCAACUUCUUCUUGACCGUCACUAAACUUCCUGGGAUGGAGGGGAUGCCCUGGGUUCCUGAUGCUGACACCCUAGUCGAGAAGAAACACAAUUAAAGUUUACAUACUAAUAAAGUUACCAAUAAAGAUAUGCAAAUAAGUG
This is a messenger RNA of Oncorhynchus mykiss (rainbow trout), 1622 nucleotides long. It is a transcript of the gene tm6sf2b, whose product is annotated as transmembrane 6 superfamily member 2b. The record is from RefSeq and is a predicted model, not a curated record. Gene Ontology annotation, cellular component: endoplasmic reticulum-Golgi intermediate compartment membrane; endoplasmic reticulum membrane. Gene Ontology annotation, biological process: regulation of lipid metabolic process; lipid homeostasis. NCBI's taxonomy places the organism in Eukaryota, Metazoa, Chordata, Actinopteri, Salmoniformes, Salmonidae.